Messenger RNA from Ascoidea rubescens DSM 1968, 810 nucleotides. RefSeq names its product NAD(P)-binding protein. The coding region runs from base 1 to 810 and encodes 269 amino acids. The record is from RefSeq and is a predicted model, not a curated record. The transcript has a single exon. Gene Ontology annotation, molecular function: oxidoreductase activity, acting on the CH-OH group of donors, NAD or NADP as acceptor. Lineage: Eukaryota; Fungi; Ascomycota; Saccharomycetes; Ascoideales; Ascoideaceae.
AUGAGUGCAGAUUUGUUUUCGUUGAAGGGGAAGAUAGCCCUCAUUACAGGAGCUACCAAUGGCAUCGGUAAGGGCAUGGCCAUCGGUUUGGCUGAGGCCAACAUCGACCAGAUCAUCGUCGUCCACAGGCCCAAAACUGAUCCAAAGGCAACCGUCGAGCUUCUUGUAAAGAGCUCUCCCAGACCUGACGACAUUGUUGUUUCCACAAUCGAAUGCGACUUGUCCAUCGACACCUUAAAGAUCGAGGAGAUCGAGGAGAAAAUCGUCCAAAAAGCUAUCAACUUGUCCAGAAGCAACAAAAUCGACAUCUUGAUUAAUAAUGCUGGUAUCUCGCACAGAAGUGGGUUUUUGGAUUAUCCUGACCAUAAGUUUGACAAUGUGUUUUUUGUCAACUUCAGAGUCCCAGCAAAGUUGACCCAACUAGUCGGCAAACAUAUGAUUGAUAACAAAGUCAGGGGCAAGAUCAUCUUCACUGCUUCAUUGACCACUUAUCUUGGAAGCUACGAGAACAGUGUCUAUAGUUCCACCAAAAGUGCGCUCAAGGGGUUUAUUCUGUCUAUUUCAAAUGAAUGGGCUAGUUCAGGUAUCAAUGUUAAUGGAAUUGCUCCUGGAUGGAUCAAAACCAACAUGACUGAUGUCUUGUACAAUAAUUCUGUCGAGAAUAAGAAGAGAUUAGACAGGAUUCCUGCUGGAAGAUGGGGCGAUCCAAUUGACGACUUCAAGGGACCCAUCGUUUUCUUGUCCUCGGAUGCAAGUAACUAUGUCUCUGGCGAAAUUAUUGUUGUUGAUGGAGGAUAUCUAGGGUUCUAA